Molecule: messenger RNA, 933 nt
Organism: Cyprinodon variegatus (sheepshead minnow)
Lineage: Eukaryota; Metazoa; Chordata; Actinopteri; Cyprinodontiformes; Cyprinodontidae
Product: olfactory receptor 11A1-like
Exons: 1
Coding region: 1-933 (310 amino acids)
Biological process (GO): G protein-coupled receptor signaling pathway
Cellular component (GO): membrane
Molecular function (GO): olfactory receptor activity; G protein-coupled receptor activity
Source: RefSeq, a predicted model, not a curated record
AUGAAAAUAAAUUCCACUCAGGUUUUAUAUUUCACUCUAAGUGCCUACAUUGACACUGGUUCAUUGAAGUACUUCUCUUUCUUUAUCGUCCUGUUUCUGUAUGUUUUAAUCGUUGGUUCUAACGUUCUACUGAUCGUUGUUAUCUGUGUGAACAGGAGCUUACAUGAACCAAUGUACACGUUUCUGUGCAGCCUGUUUGUCAAUGAACUGUACGGCAGCACAAGCUUUUUUCCCUUCAUGCUGCUUCACAUCCUCUCUGAUGUUCACAAUAUUUCUGCUCCUCUUUGUUUCCUACAGGUUUUCUGUGUUUAUACUUAUGGAACUGUAGAGUUCACCAGCUUAGCAGUUAUGUCCUAUGACAGAUAUGUUGCUAUUUGUCAUCCUCUGCAGUAUAAUUCACUGAUGACUUCACAGAAAAUUGCCUUCCUGGUGUCCAUUACUUGGCUUCCACCAUUUUUAGCUGUCGGGGGUGCAAUCAUUUUAAGCUCCUCUCUGCAGCUUUGUGGAAAUAUCAUGGAUAAAAUUUACUGUGGUAAUAACUCCAUCAUUAAACUGGCUUGCAAAGAGCCCAGGGUCAAUAACAUCUAUAAACUUUUCAUGACUUUUCUCACAGUUUGUGUUCCUCUGUCUGUGAUUCUCUACACCUACAUGAGGAUCCUUAAGGUGUGUUUUUCUGGAUCCAAACAGACCCGGCAGAAGGCUGUCAGUACCUGCACUCCUCACCUUAUUUCAAUUAUCAAUUUCUCUUUUGGUGUUUCCAUUGAAAUCUUAGAGAGUCGAUUUGACAUGACCCAAGUUCCUGGUGUGCUGAGAAUGUUCUUAGCCCUUUAUUUUCUCACUUGUCAGCCUCUCUUUAACCCAGUUCUAUACGGUCUGAAUAUGUCCAAAAUACGCAGCCUGUAUAAGAAGAUGGUUCUGAGAUGGGCAUCAUAA